Messenger RNA from Diorhabda carinulata, 5439 nucleotides. It is a transcript of the gene Trpm, whose product is annotated as transient receptor potential cation channel trpm. Gene Ontology annotation, molecular function: monoatomic cation channel activity. Gene Ontology annotation, biological process: monoatomic cation transmembrane transport; protein tetramerization. Lineage: Eukaryota; Metazoa; Arthropoda; Insecta; Coleoptera; Chrysomelidae. Gene Ontology annotation, cellular component: membrane. The transcript has 25 exons. Bases 228 to 5384 code for a protein of 1718 amino acids. The record is from RefSeq and is a predicted model, not a curated record.
AUCAGAUUCAGUAUAAUUUGUUGUACAAAUAUAAUAAUAGUUAAGGUCAUAUUCAAUGAGAGGACAGUGAUUUGUGUUUAUCACUUUCGACGUACGAACGAUUUCGAUGUGACCUUUUUUAGUUAUCAUAAAUAUCGGAUUUAGUGGUUUAAAGAGCCACAUCUACAGGGUGGUCUCUGAAACAAUGGUAGAAACAGUACUGUCCAGUGAAAUUACGCGCAGUCAGCAUGAAGAAAUCAAAGUUGCACACAAAAACGCAUUCGUAUACUUAUCUGGAUAAACCCAAAGUGAAACGUCGUCAUGGUAUUUUUGACUCUCUCGUGACAUCUCUUUCGACAUUUUUGUGGCCGGUGGCAAACGAUUUACGACCAACUGCUCCAACGAGGAGUUGGAUAGAAGCAACUUUUUACAAGAGAGAAUGUUCGCGUUACAUACGUCAUACCAAAGAUCCUUUGAGAUGUUGCUGCGGAAGAGUAUUGGAACAACAUAAACCAACGGCGGAUACCCAACCUCCCCAACCUGGAGAACUAUGGUAUCCGAGCAAGUGCACAAUAGCCAGUCCCACCGACGCUUACGGUAUAUUAGAGUUUCAAGGUGGUCCGCAUCCUUCCAAAGCUCAGUAUAUACGAGUGGCUCAUGACACGAAACCCGAAUACUUGAUGCAGUUAAUAACUCGAGAAUGGAAUCUGGAAUUACCGAAACUGUUAAUAUCCAUUCAAGGCGGUAAAGCGAACUUCGAAUUACAACCGAAACUCAAAAAAGUACUUAGAAAAGGUUUGCUGAAAGCCGCCAGGUCGACGGGAGCUUGGAUAUUUACAGGGGGAACGAAUACGGGUGUUACGAAACACGUCGGAGACGCGUUACUAUUAGAACGAUCCCAACGUACCGGUAGAGUUAAUACUUUGGGUAUAGCACCAUGGGGUAUAGUCGAAAACAAUCAAGAUCUCAUCGGACAACACACCGAAGUACCAUAUCAUUCCAUAUCAUCGCCAAGAUCAAAAAACGCCGCUUUAAACAAUCGACACGCCUAUUUUCUUCUAGUCGAUAAUGGUACCGUUGGAAAAUACGGAGCUGAAAUUAUACUCAGAAGAAAAUUGGAAAAAUACAUAUCGAAACAGAGAUUAUAUCCUUUUACUCAAAGUCCUAUACCGAUAGUAUGUUUAGUAAUCGAAGGCGGUACCAAUACAAUAAGAGCGGUACUAGAAUACGUCACCGACGAACCACCGGUACCGGUAGUCGUCUGCGACGGAUCCGGCAGAGCCGCCGACAUCAUAGCCUUCAUGUGCAAAUACGAAUGCUCCGUACUCAAAUCCAUGAAAGAAUACAUUAUAGCCACCAUCCAAAGGGCAUUCGAAGUAGCCGCCGAAUUAGCCGAAGGUCUAUUCACGGAAUUGUUGCAAUGCGUAGAAAAUAAACAUUUGAUAACCGUUUUCCGUAUAGCCGAUAAGUACGACCAAAAACCCCAAGAAUUGGACCAAAUAAUUUUAACGGCACUAUUCAAAUCUCAACACCUUUCUCCUACCGAACAACUCAGUUUGGCGCUGACGUGGAACCGCGCCGAUAUCGCCAGAUCGGAAAUAUUCGUUUACGGACAGGAAUGGCCGGCGGGCGCUUUGGAAGACGCUAUGAUAAAAGCGUUGGAACACGAUCGGUGCGAUUUCGUGAAAUUGUUGUUGGAGAACGGAGUGAGCAUGAGAAAAUUCUUGACAAUACCGAGAUUAGAAAAUUUGUACAAUUCGAAACAGGGUCCCAGUAAUACGUUGGGAUAUAUCCUGAGGGACGUCAGGCCUCACAUACCGCCGGGGUAUGUUUAUACUUUACACGAUAUCGGAUUAGUUAUUAAUAAAUUGAUGGGAGGAGCGUACAGAGCUUUAUAUACACGCAGAAAAUUCAGACCUAUUUACGCGAAAAUAAUGAACAAAGGCCACAGUAUGGCAAACACUUCCGGAAGGAAUUUAGGAGCACUUGGACUUAUUCCUGGUUGUAUACCAGGAGCGGCGAGUCCUUGCUUAUUCGAUUAUCCUUUUAACGAAUUAUUGAUUUGGGCGGUUCUGAUGAAAAGACACAAAAUGGCGCUUUUGAUGUGGCAACACGGCGAAGAAGCUUUAGCGAAAGCUUUGGUGGCUUGCAAACUAUACAAAGCGAUGGCGCACGAAGCGGCCGAGGACGACAUGGAAACGGAAGUGUACGAAGAAUUACGAGCCUACGGAAAAGAAUUCGAAAAUAUCGCUCUGGAAGUACUCGAUUAUUGUUAUCGACAAGACGACGAUCAAACGCAACAAUUACUCACGUGCGAGCUGCAAAAUUGGUCGGGGCACACGUGUCUGAGUCUCGCCGUUAGCGCCAAUCAUCGCGCCCUUUUGGCCCACCCCUGUUCGCAAAUUAUACUCGCCGAUUUGUGGAUGGGGGGAUUGCGUACGAGAAAAAACACCAACAUAAAGGUGAUACUCGGUCUGUUAUGUAUGCCGUACAUAUUCAAAUUGGAGUUCAAAUCGAAGGAGGAGCUUCAGUUGAUGCCUCAAACGACGGAGGAGCACAUGGAAUUGGAGAACGACGACGACGACGACAAAUCCGAUUCGGAGAAAAAUCAAGACGCCGAUGUAAGUCGCGGAAAAUCCGCUAAAACUCCGAAGCGUACUAGAAGUUUGAGUAUUCGGAACAAGUCGCCAAAUCCAACAGGUGUCAAGGCUCUUUUGACGGAAAAUUUCAUUACUAGAGAUACGGUCGUACAACAAAAUGGUGGUAAACUUAUACCGGAUUUCGACGACGAAAAAUUCAAACAAUUUAACAAAGGAAGAGAAUUGAAGAUGAAGAAAAAACUGUACGAGUUUUAUACGGCUCCUAUAACGAAAUUUUGGUCCAACUCUAUUGCGUACCUCGCGUUUUUAGUCCUAUUCAGUUUCACGAUAUUAGUUAAAAUGGAACACGUUCCCAAUUGGCAAGAAAUUUUUGCGACGGCCUUCAUAUUAUCGUUGGGUUGCGAGAAAUUACGAGAAUUAUUUUCUUCCGAACCUGUGGGUAUUUCGCAAAAAUUCGCGGUUUGGUCUUGGAACAUGUGGAAUCCUAGCGACAUGGCGGCCGUGUUCAUGUUCAUGGUCGGAAUGUCGUUGAGAUAUCAAACGGACAAACUAUCCGCGGGAAGAGUGAUUUAUUGUACCAAUUGUAUAUAUUGGUAUUUGAGGAUACUGAACAUUCUCAGUGUCAAUAAAUAUCUAGGUCCUCUUGUAACCAUGAUGGGAAAAAUGGUUAAAAACAUGAUUUACUUCAUAGUUUUAUUGUUAAUUAUCCUUAUGAGUUUCGGUGUUGCUCGUCAAGCCAUUCUAAAACCUAACGAACCCCCGACAUGGAGUCUCGCUAGGGAUGUAUUUUUCGAACCUUACUUCAUGUUAUACGGCGAAGUAUUCGCCGACGAAAUCGAUCCGCCGUGCGGCGGCGAGGACGAAGAAAUUUGCGUACCAGGACGAUGGAUAUCACCCGUAAUAAUGUCGAUGUACCUUUUGGUGGCCAAUAUCCUUCUAAUCAAUCUCCUCAUAGCGGUAUUCAACAACAUAUUCAACGAAGUCAACGCCAUAGCUCAUCAAGUAUGGAUGUUUCAAAGGUUCACCGUCGUCAUGGAAUACGAACAAAAACCCCUACUACCCCCGCCUUUCAUAAUAUUCUCCCACUUGUAUCUCGUGUUAAAAUACCUGAAGAGAAAAUUGGAAGGAAUCGAGGAAAGUUACGAUAACGGAUUAAAGUUGUUUUUGGAUAAGGACGAAAUGGAAAGGUUGUACGAUUUCGAAGAGGAUUGCGUCGAAGGCUAUUUCGCCGAACAAGAAAACAAACUCCAACAAUCUACAGAGGAACGUAUCAAAAUCACCACCGAACGAAUCGAACAUUUGACUCAAAAAGUCGAAGAUAUAGUCAGCAAAGAAAAUUUGCAAACGACCGUUUUACAAAAUUUGGACGUACGCACGCGCAGAUACACCGAGCAGAUACAAGAUUUAAUCGACGACGUCGAUGCCGUUAAACAAUCGAUCGAACAAAACCAAACGGAUUAUCCGGUUCGGUUAUCGUCCUCGAGGCAAAGGACGAUAAGCGAACAGAGCGAAUUAUCCGAGGAUAAUACAAUCGUCGGACAAACCGUACAAUCGAACAGGAAAAAAAUGGUGGUUAGAUCGUUGACGGAAGUCAGACCGGACGCUUAUAUAUUCGAUAACGGUCAACACAUCGAAUAUAGAUACGCGGAUGAAGACGAAGAAACCGAACAAUUGGAUAAUAUAUCGGUGGCGGGCAGUGUACAACAACAACAACAACAACCGAAUUUGUUGCGACAAAGGACUAGGAGUACCGAAUCGAAGGAAUCGUCGGAAAGCGAUAAGAAAAACGACGAAAUUUUAAUCGACGACGUUGCCAGAUUUAAUUCGGAGAUUUUGAAAGCGAGGGCGACGCAAAAACGGAGAGAUUCCACGGGGACGAUUCGGAGGGGAUCGGAAAGUGGUACCGUCAUCGCAUGCGAUCUACGGCCACCUUUUUUAACGCCAAAAAGCCUCUCUUUCUGCCACAUUUUCAGGAAAUUAGGUGAAGAUCCCCAACAUUCCUCGAAACCCUCGCUACCGAAACGGCAAUUCUCCCAAACGCAAUCCGAACCGGAAACCACCGAUCCCCCGGCGGCGACUCUACCGACUAGUACGAUCUCCUUAGAACGAUCGGUGACUUUUACCGAACCGAAAAUUAAAGUUAUACCGCCGGUAAGCAGCCGAUCGGCGUUACUGAUGCACAUGCAUACCGAAUAUACCAGUAUUACUGACGAAUUGGAAUCGGUUUGUGGUCUAUUUAGUCCGCCGAGGUCGCCCGGAUUGUUGAGUCCGCCUAGGCCGGAGCAAUCGCCUCCAAGUACACGUAAGAGAAAUCCAUCGGAAAUGUCGAAUCCGGAAAUCGCCCUCAAUUUGGAAAAGGAACAUCUUCGUAGUGCCGAAGAAAGCGACUACAUGGUUAUGGAGAACUUGAUCCAACGUAGGUACAGCGAAGAAGACGAAGAAAUCGACGAUGACGUCAUCGAACGGCCGGCCAGUAGAAACCCCACGCUAUUAAAAGUCGUUACGGAAACUAGGGAAUUUCGAGUCAACUCGUGGCCGGUUCGCGGAGCUCUUCUUCAGAGAUCGUCGGCCGUUGAAGAACCCCCGACACCAAUCCGACACAUAGGUUCGAGCAGUUCGUCGACUGAUCGCCAAGAUUCGACCGAAUCCAGCGACAAUACCGCAGCCGCCAUUAAUCAAUUCCCCAUGCCACAACGGCCGUCGAUCGUUAUAGAUUCCUCUCAACUACCUACCCUUCAAAGGGAAGUGCUCCCUACGGCCGAAUCAAAAGGAAGUCUCCAUAUGCAAUCGGAAACUAUGUGUUAGUCGAUAAAUAUGAAAUUGUACGCUCAUUUUGGAAAUAUAAAUUUGAGGUUAGAAA